AACGAAUCAAAUUUUGGACGUCACGAAUGACGAUGUGCGGAAAUGCUGACAGUGCUAGCUUUCAUUUCCGACCCGUAUGGAAACAGACGAGCCGCGUGAGCAUGAAAUCAGACGAGCAAAACUAAAAUUCCGUGGUCUCGAAAUGCGCUUCUCACUCACAAUUUUUCUGAUUAUUGCAGUCUCAUUCAGGAGUGGAAAUGGCCAGAGUAACAGUUACGGCUCAAAACAAUCUUACCUGGAGUCGAUAACAAAAGGAUCGGAGUACAACUGCAUGAAAACGUGUGUUCCUCAAGACCGGAAAAUAUUCGUUGAUGAAAACUACUUUUUCGGACCAGAUCCUAGGCCGACUGCGAACUGCGACAAAGAUAAUGAUAGGGCAAUUGACGUAAACCUGUGCAGAAUGAAUCCUGCGUUGACUGGCAACUUAUCCUACAUUUCAGGCGCAAUGUUUUUCUUUCCAAAUAUGACAACUACAUCUAAGCUUUCCUGGCAUGCAGCAUUGAAAGCGUGUCGCAACAAUCUCGGCCUUCAAAUGGCCAGCAUUUCGGACGAAAAGGAGAACAACGCUUUCGCGAAAUUCCUCAUGGAAAACAAAGCUGCCCUUAACAUGCAGAAGGACAGCUUUUGGACCUCAGGAGCAAAUUUUUUCGGCGACGACUUUACGUGGAUGGAAACAGGCGACAGAGUAGUUUACACAAACUGGGCCGGCGGGAAACUUUCCGGGGGUGGAAAAUGUAUUCAGAUUUCGCUGGCUGGAGGGAAGAUGGUGUGGAAGGACGCCGACUGCAGCACAGAAAGCAGGGUUGUUUGCGAGGUCAUGGAUGAAUGCUAUAAAAGCACUUGUGACACCAGUGCCACAAAAAAAUAAAUUUGUUCAAAUCUA
Messenger RNA from Cloeon dipterum, 883 nucleotides. RefSeq lists its product as uncharacterized. Bases 77 to 868 code for a protein of 263 amino acids. NCBI's taxonomy places the organism in Eukaryota, Metazoa, Arthropoda, Insecta, Ephemeroptera, Baetidae. The transcript is spliced from 8 exons. The record is from RefSeq and is a predicted model, not a curated record.